AUGGAAUUGAAGAGAGAAAGAGAGAAAAGCUGAUAUAAAAGCUGAAUAUUUAAGGGCUAAAAGGAAAGCUGAUCAUCAAACCGAAAGAAAAGAAAGAAAAAAGGGCUUUUUUUUCCUUCCUCUCAUCUCAUGUUCUACUACUCUUUCCACCUCUCCCUACCUCUAACUAUAUCUUUCGCUUUCCCUCCCCUAAUGUCCAUCCUCCAUUAGCUUUUCUCUUUCCCUUUUUCAUUUUCCUUUUAAACUCUUCAACUUUACUGAGUAAGAAGAAAAAGCCAAGAUCAGCAGCAGUUGGCAAAGGAAAAAAUAUUGCUUUGCUUAGCCUCUUUGGCUUAUAUUAAAUAAGUUAAUCGCCCCAAGGAGAGGUUUUUCUGAAGUAAUUACCCAUGUUGGCCAAUAACUUUUGUUCUUCGGUUCCUUCUUCGGAGCCAUUUUCCUGUUUAGAGAAUGGUAAUAAUAACAAUAAGAGGACAAGAAGACCGGCAGGAACGCCAGAUCCAGAUGCAGAAGUGGUUUCUCUCUCCCCUAAAACACUACUAGAAUCGGAUCAUUACGUUUGUGAGAUCUGCAACCAAGGAUUUCAGAGAGACCAAAACCUACAGAUGCACAGGAGGCGACACAAGGUUCCAUGGAAGCUAUUCAAGAGAGAAACUCCAGUGGUGAGAAAGCGGGUGUUCGUUUGCCCGGAGCCUAGUUGCUUGCACCAUGACCCCUGCCAUGCUCUUGGUGAUUUGGUUGGGAUCAAGAAGCACUUCAGAAGAAAACACAGUAACCACAAGCAAUGGGUGUGCGAAAAAUGUUCCAAGGGCUAUGCAGUUCAAUCUGAUUAUAAGGCGCAUCUUAAAACCUGUGGCACCAGAGGCCAUUGUUGCGACUGUGGCAGAGUUUUUUCAAGAGUUGAGAGUUUCAUUGAACAUCAAGAUGCCUGCUAUAUGGGAAGUAUCCGGCCAGAACCACAAGCACUGCAGCCGGCUUGCUUGUCGCGAACAGCUUCAACCCCCAGUCCAUCCAGUGAUACCAAUUUCAAUAUAGCUCGUAGGCCUAGUUUGGUGUUGGCGAAGACAACAGAUACCAUGUUCUUGAGCCCUACAAAAGAUAAUUCCCCUAAAAAAGUGUACUACAACAAUUUGGAGCUUCAACUCUCAACCACAUCAAAUACCACUGAUUUCUCAUUUUCCCCUAAAAAAGAUGAUAAUCAUUCAACCCAGUUACAGCUCUCAGUUGGCUCAUCUGAUAUUGGCGAGAAAAUUGAACCAACUGUUACGUGUAAAAACAAGGACGCAAGCAAGAAAUCAACUCAUCAGGAGAUUCAUGAGAAACCAGACUUUGUUGCAUCGAGGCUAAAAGAACAAGCUCACCAGCAGUUAAGGUUGGCGAUCGCUGAGAAAGCUUAUGCUGAAGAGGCAACAAAGCAAACGAAGAGGCAGAUUGAAUUAGCUGAGCAAGAGUUUGCAAAGGCAAAGAGAAUUAGGCAACAAGCACAAGCUGAAUUGGAACAAGCUCAUGCAUUAAAGGAUCAUGCAAUAAAGCAAAUCAACUCCACCAUUCUUCAAAUUACUUGCCAUGCUUGCAAGCAGCAAUUUCAAGAAGAAGACCUCCCGAAGAGAACUCUCUAAUAGUGAGUUACAUUUCAUCAGCUAUAACAGGAGGUGAAGUCGAAAACAAUAUUCGAACAAACCUUACAAAGGCUACUUCUAACUCUAACCCAAUCUCUCCAUCUCAUCCGUAUCAUAAACCAAUCUCUCCAUCUCAACCGCAUCAUAUUCCACCUCUUUCCUUCUUAUAUCUACUGAUAUACCAAAAGUGGUUGUUUAGAUAAUCUUGCCUUGAUUAGUGGAGUGUUUUGUCCUGCAAUUUGUGUGAUGUAAUUUGUUCAUUAAUUUGGUUAAAUGGAAGCUCCUAGUGAUGGAUUUUGUUGGUGAAGUAUUCCAGGGCAUUCGGGCGAUAAGUUGAUCGAUUAAUGUUGAUGUUUCGAGCUUUUUUCUGAAUUCUUUAUCAUUUAAUUUACAAGAAUAACUGUUCCUCAUUAGUUUUUUCCGACUCUGGACUAUUACGUUGACUAAGGCCAGAGCCACUUGUAAAAGCUGAUUGUCCUUUGCCACAGCUUUUGAUUAUUUUUUAUGUUCUGCUUGGACUAUUUGGAGAUCUUUGUAGACUGAAUAAGUCAGAAAACGGAGGUGGCUUUCCCCUUCCGCAUUAAAGAAUAAUACUGACCACUGUGUAAUUU
This is a messenger RNA of Durio zibethinus, 2227 nucleotides long. The record is from RefSeq and is a predicted model, not a curated record. NCBI's taxonomy places the organism in Eukaryota, Viridiplantae, Streptophyta, Magnoliopsida, Malvales, Malvaceae.